Aedes albopictus (Asian tiger mosquito) is the source of this 5826-nucleotide messenger RNA. RefSeq lists its product as uncharacterized. The record is from RefSeq and is a predicted model, not a curated record. Gene Ontology annotation, molecular function: nucleic acid binding; zinc ion binding. The coding region runs from base 1 to 5826 and encodes 1941 amino acids. The transcript has a single exon. Gene Ontology annotation, biological process: DNA integration. NCBI's taxonomy places the organism in Eukaryota, Metazoa, Arthropoda, Insecta, Diptera, Culicidae.
AUGUCGGAACCACAUACACCGGAGGUUGAGGUCGAACCAGCCUGUAACUACGCGGCAUGCGAGCACCCGGACAAAGCAGGAGAAUUCGUUCAGUGUGAUAAAUGUGGUUCGUGGUGGCACUUUACUUGCGCCGGUGUCACCGGAUCUAUCGCGGACAGAGCUUGGUCAUGCUCGAAGUGCACCACAACAUCGAUUAUCUCUCCGGGUGGUGAAGGCUCUGCAAGUGCUUUAGCUCGAAACCUAACCCUGCUCAGAGAACGGCACGAGCGCGAGAAGAAAAGGAUGGAGUUAGAGUUGCAACGGAAGUUUCUCGACGAGCAACAGCGCUUAUUGGACAUAUCGGCGGCAGAAGAUGUCGGAAGUACAGGUUCUAGGGUGUUGAACGACUGGUUAAACGGUCACGAAGGAGAAGAAGGCGCGGUAGGAGGUACAGCAAACCCGCCAGCAGCCUCUCAAAUUCAGCCACCAGGGAUUCCCAAAGAACCAGAUGCAGUACAGGUGAUCAAAGAUUUGCAGGCGCAGCUCGCCCAUUAUCAGCGCGCGUCUGUGAUGCCACCACCGCCUCAAAACCAACUAAGCGAGUUGAAUCGUCAGCUAGAACUCUGUAGGGCACAGCUAGAAAAACUCAACAUUCCCGAUUCGCGCCCAGCUGCAGGAAGGCCGAAUGCUACAUCUACGCCGCCAUUCAACGAUCCAUGUGUUCCGUUUAAUACUGAACGGCCGUUACAGCUGCCACGGUUAUUUUCGCAAGGAGUUGUUCCCAAGCAUAUUCCCCGACAAGCGGUAAGUAGGCCCGAACCAGUACCGCUGGAUAGCUCGGUGCCGCCUGCUUUCGCCGAACUGCGGCGCCCUCCGAUAGCGCAUCCAGUCAAUUCAAGCGGCAUAGAAGGAUCCAACAAUUCCGUUGGAAACCCACAGUAUCGUAGGCUCGGGAACUACGUACCACCAAUUGUAGGACCAACUCAGCAGCAACUCGCGGCUCGUCAAUCGCUCGGGCGCGACCUUCCGGUGUUUUCAGGAAACCCCGCUGACUGGCCGAUAUUUAUAUCGAACUACAAUUACACCACUGCCGCUUGCGGAUUCACCGAUGGGGAGAAUAUGCUUCGGUUGCAAAGAUGUCUUAAAGGCGCCGCGUUAGAGAGCGUCCGAAGUCGGCUGGUAUUGCCAGCAGCAACUCCUCAAGUCAUCGAAACGCUCAGGAUGCGUUAUGGGCGACCAGAACUUUUGAUUAACGCUCUACUCGAGAAGGUUCGAUCAAUCCCGGCGCCGAGAUCGGAUAGACUGGACGGACUCAUCGAGUUCGGCGUAGCGGUACAGUCAUUAUGUGACCAUAUAGAGGCUGCUAACGAACACGACCACUUGUCGAACCCGUCACUCGUGCAGGAGCUAGUGUCGAAACUGCCUGCCGAUCAAAAACUGAUGUGGGCGGGAUACAAACGUGGUGUUCCGAUAGUAAACUUGAAGACAUUCAGCGACUACAUGAUGGAAGUGGUUCAAGAUGCAUCCAGCGUGAUUUCGUUUGAACCAGAAGUUCGGAAACCAGCUAAGAAGGUCACGUCGAAGGGCUUCAUAAAUUCACACAAUGCUGACGUCCCUGAAGAGGCUUCAGGACCCAAGGUCGCUAAACAAAGAGAAUGUAUGGUUUGCAGCAAAUCGGGUCACUAUGUGAAGGAAUGUGGUAUCUUCAAAGCGUAUACUGUCGAUGAACGAUGGCGCAAGGUUCGAGCCUUAGGAUUAUGCCAGAAUUGCUUGUUCGGGCACGGAAGGCGCUCUUGCCGAAUUGCAAGCCGGUGUAAUGUCGAUGGAUGCCAGUUACGUCACCACUCUUUGCUACAUUCGGCGCAGCGCCUGACCCAAGUCGUUGAAAACCAUACCCACCAGCUGAUGGGUUCGAAGGUGCUUUUCCGGAUAAUUCCGGUAACUUUGCACGGUCCGGCUGGAGCAAUAGACACAUUUGCCUUUUUGGAUGAAGGAUCGUCCCUCACUUUGAUUGAAAGUGAACUGGCAAACCAACUCGGCGUACAUGGACAUUCGCGGUCUUUGUGUCUUCGUUGGACUGGCAAUACAUCUAGAGUCGAACAUAAAUCCCAAGCAGUGACCGCCGUCAUAUCCGGAAGUAGCAUGAAACAACGCUAUACACUGCGGGACGCACAAACGGUGGAAUCCCUCAAUCUCCCAACGCAAACUUUCCUGUUUGAUGAGGCGUUGAGACAAUUCGGGCAUCUUAAAGGGCUCCCGAUACAAAGCUACCAUAACGCGAAGCCGAAGAUUUUGAUAGGCGUUGACAACCUGCGCCUUGCCGUGCCAUUGAGGAUUAAGGAGGGGCUUGGCUCCGACCUUAUCGCAACUAAAACGCGUCUAGGGUGGUGUGUGUAUGGUCGUCAACAAGGGAAGACCAGAAGCGAGUAUAGUCUACACAUAUGCGAAUGUUCGUGCGAUGACAAAUUACAGGAUUCGCUCAAAGAAUUUUACGCCAUAGAGGAGGUUGGCGUGAAACCUCCAGAAGCGAUAAUGUCGAACGACGAUCGUCGCGCUUGGGAUUUGAUGAAAACCAUUACCAAGCGCGUUGGAAACCGCUACGAGACGGGUCUUCUUUGGAUUAAGGAUGACAUCGAGUUCCCACAGAGCUACGGAAUGGCAGUUAGAAGACUUCAAUGUUUAGAGCGACGGAUGGAGCGAAAUCCCAAACUAAAGGAGAACCUACAUCGACAGAUCGCUGAAUACCAGGAGAAGGCAUAUGCUCACAAGGUCACGCCAGGAGAACUCAGCAAAGUGGAUGCAAAGAAGAUAUGGUUUCUUCCUAUCGGCGCCGUAAUCAACCCCAAAAAACCGGACAAGGUCCGAAUCGUUCUGGAUGCCGCGGCUAAAGUGAAGGGUAUGUCGCUCAACAGCUUUCUUCUAAAGGGUCCUGAUCAGUUAGUUUCCCUUCUUGCUGUUUUCUUCAAUUUCCGUCUCUUUGCUGUAGCGGUUACAGCAGAUAUUCGGGAAAUGUUCCACCAGCUGCGAAUACGCCAGGUGGACAAAUAUGCGCAAUGCUUUCUAUGGCGAGCAGCGCCUACAGACGAGCCGGAAACAUAUGUAAUGGACGUGGCUAUAUUUGGGGCCGCCUGCUCACCAGCAUUGGCCCAGUAUGCCAAGAACACGAACGCCAUAGAACACGCUGACAGAUUCCCAAGAGCUGCUCAAGGGAUUCUCAAAAGUACGUACGUUGACGACUACUUGGACAGCUUUGGGAGCGUCGAAGAAGCGAAAAAGAUCGCCACGGAAGUCCGGAUGAUCAACGAACACGGAGGUUUUGAUUUGCGCAACUGGAGAUCCAAUAGUCGAGCUGUCAUGGAGCACAUGGGGGAAACCGAAGUAACCCAUGAACAGAAAAUAUGUCUGUCCGAAGAUCGACGACCGAAUGCCAGUCUGGAAACUGAGCGGGUGCUGGGGAUGUUAUGGGACCCGUCGAAGGACGAACUGUUUUUCUGCACACGUAUGAACGACGAAACGACGAGCUUGAUCAACGAAGGUGCCAGGCCGACAAAGCGACAAAUUUUGCGAUGCGUAAUGUCACUUUUCGACCCUCUUGGCCUGCUUUCUCCAUUCGUAAUACAUGGAAAGAUCCUCGUACAAGACCUGUGGAGAGCCGGGUUAGAAUGGGAUGAACCAGUAGGAGAUGGGGCGUUUCUACGUUGGCGUAAGUGGAUCGAUGCGAUGGAAUGGGUGGCAACUAUACGAAUUCCACGCUGUUACUUCGCCCUCGCAACCGAGUGCACCUAUUACAAUGCACAGUUGCACGCGUUCGCAGAUGCGAGUCCGUCCGCUUACUCGUGCGCCGUAUAUUUGAGAAUUGUCGGGCAAGAUGGUAUUGUACAAUGCACGUUGGUAGCCGCGAAAGCGAAGGUGGCACCGUUAAAGCCACUUUCCGUUCCGAGACUUGAGCUCCAAGCGUGCGUUCUUGCUGCUCGUCUAAUAAAGUUCGUCGAAACGAACCAUCCAAUCGUUGUCGCUAAAAGAUUUUUGUGGACUGAUUCUCGAACGGCGUAUUCUUGGAUUAGAGCAGACCCCCGUAAUUAUCGACCUUUCGUUGCUCAUCGAGUAGGUGAAAUUUUGGAAACGACGCAAAGUAACGAAUGGCGAUGGCUUCCGUCAGAAGAAAAUCCGGCCGACGAAGCCACGAAGUGGGGAAGCUGUCCCUACGUCAACGCGGACAGUCAAUGGUUCAGCAGUUCCCGGAUAAUGUACCAGCCUGAAGAACAAUGGCCAGACCCUGCGGUGCCCCACGUCGACAUUGAGGAUGAAAUUCGUCCUUGUGUACUGCACCAUGUCGAGGUUCAUCACAUCAUAGAGAAUAACAUCGACAAGCGGCGCUUGAGGACGGUCGGAUCACCAUCGCAGCAGGAGUUGAAAACCGCUGAAGAAGCGAUUAUAAGGAUGGUACAGCUUGAAGCCUAUCCCGAUGAGGUGGCUAUAAUCGGGAAAAAUAGUUCGCUGCCAAGGGAAAAGCAACAGCAUUUACACAAAUCCAGCUCGAUACAUAAGUUAGUGCCCUUUAUGGACGAAUGUGGCAUCCUUCGGCAAAACAGCAGAAUAGCCGCCGCUGAACAAGCCGCCUUCGGACUUCGCUUCCCUAUGAUCUUGCCGAAACAACACCUCGUCACCAAACUGAUAGUUGAACAUCACCACCGCCGCUUCAGGCAUGCCUUUGCCGAGACAGUGGUAAACGAACUCCGCCAAACCUACGCUAUACCCAAGUUACGAACCUUAGUGCGUCUCGUGUCACGGGCGUGCCUAAUCUGUCAGCUGAAAAAAUCUCGCCCCGCCGUCCCUCCUAUGGCUCCUUUGCCACCAGCGAGACUAGCUGCUUUCGUACGCCCCUUUAGUUACGUGGGCGUAGACUAUUUUGGCCCUCUACUUGUAAAGCUUGGGAGGUCAAAUGCCAAAAGAUGGAUUGCUUUAUUCACAUGCUUAACCGUGAGAGCAAUCCACCUUGAAGUAGCUUUCAACUUAUCGACGGACUCCUGCAUCUCGUGUGUCCGACGCUUUGUGUGCCGUAGAGGUUCGCCGAUCGAGUUCAUUUCCGAUAACGGCACGAAUUUUCGCGGUGCGGACCGAAUAUUGCGUAAUCAGAUCAAUAGUGGACUAACGGCUACCUUCACUAAUUCAUGUACCAAAUGGAGCUUCAAUCCACCAGGGGCGCCCCACAUGGGCGGCGCCUGGGAAAGGCUGGUACGCUCAGUGAAAUCGGGAAUGGAAGGCGCUUACUCGGAGGGCAAACUAGACGACGAAGGGCUCCAGACUCUGAUCCUUGAGAUCGAAAGCAUUGUCAACGGAAGACCGUUGACUUAUCUACCGCUCGAAUCAGCAGAAUCGGAAGCCCUCACUCCUAAUCAUUUUUUGUUGGGCAGUUCCAUGGGGACUAAGGUACCUUCGGUGGAAAUACCAACUGCGCUACAAGUGCGGGGUUCCUACGAUAUGAUUCAGCGCCAAUUGAACCAUUUUUGGGUGCGCUGGGUGAAAGAGUAUCUGCCGGUGAUCAGAAGGCAACCAAAGUGGUUUUUGGAAACCAAGCCUGUACGGAAGGGUGAUCUAGUACUUAUCGCCGACGAAGGAUCAAGAAAUGGCUGGAUACGAGGAAUGGUCCAAGAGGUUACGGAGGGCAUCGAUGGACGAAUACGCCAAGCGACGGUGAAGACUUCGAGCGGAAUCCUACGUAGGCCAGUAUCGAAACUCGCCGUUUUGGAUGUAAUCAACGGAAGUGCAGUCUCGGAGGAUGUCCAGAUGCACUCGGGGGAGGAUGUGGACAACAAAUCCGUCGAGAUGGCCACCCUGGUCGCAUAA